AUGUAAAUCGAGUUUGAUUAAUACUUGUCUUUGUUAAAAAAUUUGGAUGAAGAAACAGAUAAGAAGAUUAGAAAUUAAUAUUCUUAGGUAGAAAUCAAUUAAUCAGAAAUAUCCAAGUGGAAUGAAUCACAGAGCAAACUAUUGAAGUCUUUAAUACAAAUCUAUUGUACUAAUUAAAACAUAACCUAUAUUCAUGUACCUGAUAAUGUUUGGAAUAUAGUAUCAAAAUUGCUUAAUAAAUCUGUUAUGGAUUGCAAAUAACAAUUAGAAAACUCAAAAAAAUUUAUAUUUCAUUAACAAUAAUGGACCAAAAGUGAAGAUGAAGUUUUAAAAGAAAUUUGUAAUUAAUAUUUAUCAGAAAAUAAGCCAUUCAUGUGGAAUGAAAUAGCAAAAGAAUUUUCUUAAAAAUGCAACAAAUCUACAAUAAAGUUGACCAAAUAUGUAAGAGAUAGAUGGAUUAAUUAAUUAAAUCCCUAAAUAUAAAAAGGUCCUUGGGGCACAAUCGAAGAAUUUAAAUUAAUGAAAACAAUUUUAAAGCACGGAAAAAAUUGGUAAAUGAUUGCUUCUGAAAUGAAAAACCAUAGAACAGAGAGUUCUAUAAAAAAUAGAUACUUUAAAAUUUUAAAAAAGCUUGAAUUAAAAGAGGUUUAAUUAUUGAAUAAAUAAUAAAUUGAGAAUGAACUUUAAACAUUUAAUUUAAGUUAAUUUUUUGGAAUUUAAUAGUUAGGUUAACAAGAAAUUAGUUUAAUUUUGUUCUAUUUAAAUGAACUUAAUUAGAAACUUUAAAAAUCAUAAAAUAAUUAGAAGUUAGAUCAAGAAGAAAAUGAUUAAUAAAAACUAGAAAUUCAAGUUGAUAUAGAUAAUACUCAAAAGAAGAAUUUAAAAUCAUCACAGAAAUCUAAUAAUAAUUCUCAUGCUACCAAUAUAUUAUAGAAAGUGUUAGAAUAAUAUUAAUAAGAUUAAUGUUUAGAUUAUAAUAAAAUUAAGGAUCAUUUUUAAGAUAUUGUUGCUUAAAAAGGAGAAACUUUAGAAUUAGAUGAGGAACCACUUAGUAAUUCAGAUAAUUUAUCUGAAGUCUAAUUUGCAAUUAUAAAUAAGGAUUCAUAAAAUCUACAAUUAUUUCCUAAAACUCAACUUAAAGCAGUAAUGGAAGUAAUCAAGUAAAAAAAAGUGAUUAAAAAGGAUAGUAAAAAAGAACAAAAAAAAAUUAAAUAAUAAGUUCAUUUAGAUGGAUAGCAUAUGGUAAACUAAAAAUAAUAGUUAAAAUAAAAAGAAUAAAUACCUCAAUAAUAAGUUUAAUAAUAAUAGGCAAUUUAACCAUCAUUAAUAAAGAAUGUUUAGGAUUAAUAAAUAAAUUAAAACUAAAAUAUAAACUAAUAAUAAUAAUAAUAAUAAUAAUAAUAAUAAUAGUAAUAAUAAUAAUAAUAAUAAUAAUAAUAAUAAUAAUAAUAACAAUAACCCUUCUAUCAAUAUCUAUAUCCAAAUUAUUUAUAUCCCUAAAUGCAAAUGUCUUCAAUGAAUUAAAUGCCUAUGAUGGGAUCUUAAGUUAUGGGACAAUUACCAGGAUAAAUGAUUGGGCCUAUGCCAGGAUAGAUGAUGAUUUAAAUGCCUCAAUAAUUAAGUAAUUAAAUGUAAGGAUAAACACCAAAUUAAAAUAUUUAGUUGAUUUCUGCACAUCCAAGUUAGAUGUAAUAAGUUUUAUUGCCUUUAAAUUAAUAAAUACCAGAGUAAUUCCAAAAUCUAGUAUAAUAUUAAAGUCCGAACAUUCAAAAUAAUUAGCAAUUAAUGCAGCAUUAGGUUGAACAGAGUUAGUUGAAUUAGAUGUAAAUGCAAUAAGUCCCCCUUGCUGGGAUGGGUUAAUAAUAUAUUCCCUUCAUGUAUCAAAUAAUAAAAAUUUAUUAGGUACUAUCCAUAAGUUCUUUAUCCAUAAUAACAGUUAUAAUAGAUGAAUCAGUAAGGUUCUCAACCUUUCUCAUAAAAUGUCAUUGCGAAGGAUAUGUUUUAGUAGACAUCCUAAUAAUAGAUGGUUCAAAUGAAUAAUUCCUUGCCUAUGAUGCAUUAGUUUGGUGAUCAAUAUUUUCAGUUUAUGAAUAUGAACUAAAGUAAUUAGUAGAUGUAGGCAAAUUACUCUCAUGUUAAGCAAGAGAUGGAGGAUUAAAAAUAAAAAAAAAAUAAAUGA
Paramecium primaurelia is the source of this 2179-nucleotide messenger RNA. NCBI's taxonomy places the organism in Eukaryota, Ciliophora, Oligohymenophorea, Peniculida, Parameciidae. The record is from the annotation of a GenBank genome assembly.